GUUUGUAUAUAAUUGUGUGCGAGAGUGAAUAGAUUGAAAUUGUGUAGACCCAAUUUCUUAUCGCCCAUCUUCUCAAUUUCAUCGUCUAAAAAUGAUUAAGGGGUCACUUAAAGUCAAAAACACCAACGAUAAAAACUCCGCCGGCGCCACCGUCGCCGUCAACGCCGGCAAUGUCAAACUCCGAGCUUCCAUGACUGAAGCCAUCAUUGUCAACGGCCCCUCUUUCAACGGCCUUGCUCUCUCUCUCGAAAAACCCGGUUCUUUCAUCAUCGAUUACAACGUCCCCAAAAAGGACCUUAGAUUUCAGUUUAUGAACUCGGUUAAGGUUGCGGAGAAAUCGAUAAACUUGAAUUACAUUCAUUUUAGAAAUGAUAACCGGACGAUACUUGAUGGGACUGUGGUGUUUGAUUCGGCUAAUAAGGUGUCUGUCAAUCAUGUGCUUGGUUCGGGAAAUGCUAAGUUGAAGUAUGUUUAUUUGCACCGUGGAUUGACUACGUUUGAGCCGAGUUAUGACGUGGCUAAGGAUUCGUGGGAUUUUGCGGUUUCGAGAAAGGUUCACGGAGAUGGUAUGGUUAGGGCUUCGUAUCAGACUUCGAAGAAUUUGUUAGGGCUUGACUGGACUAGGACGACUAAGCAAAAUGGAUCUUUUAAGAUUUCAGCUUCCUUCACAGUGGGAGAGCAAUUGAAAAUCCCGAACGUAAGCGCCGAGAGUUCAUGGGAUUUUGAAAUGUGACCGCUUAUUUGUUUAGGAAAUCAUGAAUAAGUGGAUUCUUAUCUGUGGGUCUCUGAGCCGUGGACCUGGUUCUUCUGCCCUUAUAACAGAGCCUGUUCCUGGUGGCCAUUUACUUUGUCCAGUUUAUUUUGGCAUAUGUACCAUUAUAAUUUCCAAAAUUAAACUUGUAAUUGUUAUAUUACAGAUUCUGAAAUUUUAAACACAAUUAUAUCA
Molecule: messenger RNA, 946 nt
Organism: Daucus carota subsp. sativus
Lineage: Eukaryota; Viridiplantae; Streptophyta; Magnoliopsida; Apiales; Apiaceae
Product: outer envelope pore protein 24, chloroplastic
Exons: 3
Coding region: 92-733 (213 amino acids)
Biological process (GO): regulation of monoatomic ion transmembrane transport
Molecular function (GO): voltage-gated monoatomic cation channel activity
Source: RefSeq, a predicted model, not a curated record